UCCAUCUCCUCCGGCAAGGCUCCAACUCAUCAACCAGCGACCCCUCCUCUCCCUCUCGCAACCAGUUGCUCGUCCGUUCUGCAGCGGCGCGGCGACAAGGCAAGCCAUUCCUUCCGUGAUCGCACGUCCCCGGCGCCUCUCUGCCUCCGCCGCCGUCUUCUGGCUGUCUCUUCGCCGGCGUCUCUGCAUCUCGAUCAAGGAUCGGCGGGAGCUUCUGUGCUUCUAAUGACUGAAGAAGUGAUCAAAGAGGUCAUCUCCUCAACUCCUGCUUCAGCUGAACCAAAAUGCGAAGACCUCCUGAUAAACUCUCCAGUAAUCACAGAUGGCACCAGCAUGCCGCCUGAUGUUAAGAGGAAGGAGAAGCCAGUCCCACAUUACCUAAGAGCGUCCAGUAGGUCUUGCCAUGACAACUGCAAGUAUGGGAUCAAGCAUUCCUCUGAACCCAAAAUGUACUGGCCUAUUAGUCGCAAGCAACUGCGUCGUGCGAGUACUGGAAACCAUGAACAUAGCCCAGUCGAAAUCAGACUACCAAAAACAGCCAGGCCAAGAAAGGAGGACCAGAAGCUGAAAAAUUCUCUUGAAAAGGAUGGUGAUUCUACUGCUCCUGGUAAGCCUGAAUUCACCAAUCCCAAGGCACCACUGGAAGGAGCACCUGAUCAUUUUGAGAGCAUUCCCUGCAUAGAAGAUUUGUCAGCUGUAGCAUCUGAACCUAUUGUGGCUGAAAUGCUGCCAACUGAUGCAGAAUGCUUCGUCAUCUCUCAUGACGAUUUGGCAGAUUGUAAAGAUGGAGUUUCAUCGGAUGGAGCUGAAAGCAUUGAGCUGGAGAUGCCAUUAGCUAUCCAGGACAUUGAUGAAUCUGAUGAACACACUGAGGAUGCCAUUCUGCCAGCUAACGAUGUAUUAGCUGUAGAUCAUGUGCCUGAUCAGUCAACAAAUGAAUGUGCAAGUUCAGAUAAGAGGACUACUCGGGCUGUGAUAGCAUCAGAGAAGCAAGAACAGGCUGCGCUUGGUACUAAAUCAAAGAUCUCAGCUAAUGCACCUGUAAAACCAAAGGUGAAAGCGAAAGAAAGUAUAACCAGGAACAUUGUCUCAAGCCAGAGAAAUGGAAGAUCAUCGCAUCCGAAAACUACUGGUGCAGCAGUUGAAAGCUCCAGUGGACCAAAGACAACGAGAAAAACUGCAGAUGCUACAGCUACUAAAAAGUUCAGUAACCCGGAUAGGAAAUUCAGCUCAACUGUUGCAUCAGCUGCACCAAAAGCUAAGGAGAUCAAAGUACCGUCAUCCUCUAGCGCAACUGAUUCAGCUGCCAAGCCUGCUAGGUUGGCAAAGCUGAAGUCUCAGACAGUGAAAAAUGCUCCCUCUCCACUGCUUUCCUCAGGGAAACACACUGAAAGAAAGAUGACAGAAAAGAAUGUCGUCAAGAAUGCUCAAGUCUGGCAAAAGAAGGGAGAUGAGAAGGUGGUACCAGGUCCACUGAAACUGUCUCGUUCUGUAAACAUGUCUGGCAAGUCUAUCUCGAGCCCCAGGUUGAGGUUGAGAUCAAUCAGAAAAGAUAAAAUUGCUCCCCCAAUCAAGAGCACCGAGAAGGUUUCUGAAACAGAAAAUUCAGCCACUGAUGCUAAAAAUACUAUGGAGAAAUUUCUGAAGAUGGCUUCACCAAAAGUGCGAAAACCAGAGGUUAAGAGCAAAGAGACCCGGCCUCCUCGCAAAGAUAAACCUGAAACUCCAAGAACUGUAAUAUCAAGGAGGCCAAAGCCUGCUCCGAUCGGCCCCUCAAGCACCGUGGCACCAGCGUCGCAGCCUCGCAAGCUAACGUUCCGCCGGGGCAAGGUGCUGAACCCUGCCGACAGCAGCAGCAGCAGCACGCCGAGACGGCUCCGGUUCAGGCCUGCCAUGGCCGCGGCAGACGCGAGCGCCGCCAGGAGCAGGGGCAGCAGAAUCAGCGGCAGAAGGAGCGGCAGCAGCGCCGCGGCGAGGGACGCUGGCGCCGAGGUCGUCGUGCUGCGGCGGCGGCAGGACGGCAAGGAGACGAAGAAGCAGGAGCAGGUGCUCUUAAACAACGUGAUCGAGGAGACGGCGAGCCGGCUCGUCGCCGAGGCGAGGAAGAGCAAGGUGAGGGCGCUGGUUGGCGCCUUCGAGACCGUCAUCUCGCUGCAGGAGACCGGCAAGGCUGCUGCUCCGGUGGCGGCGGCAAGCGUGGCGCCAUGAGCGUUUCUUGAUCUGAAUGUUUGGACCCUUUUUUGUGACUGUAAAUGAGGUUUUGCUCUCUCGUUUGCCCUUUUACUGCAAAAAAAAUAAUAAAGAAAGAAUGAAAGAAAUGCUUGUAAAAAACUUCAGUUUUUCGAUAGGAGUUUUUGUCCUCGGUCGUAGACCAAAGAAGAGUUUAUACAGUUUUGUAUUUGUACAAGGCUUGGCAUUUUGUUGCAGACAAAUUACUAGCAAGUUACUCUGAUGGUGCACUGCUAAACUAGCUUUGUUUCAAUCAAGAAGGUACACCACAUUAAGUUCUGUUUCAGUGGCCUGAUUCCUGAACAGGGUAUUAAUCCUAUGCUGACACUUUCUUU
This is a messenger RNA of Panicum hallii, 2564 nucleotides long. Its product is annotated as protein mel-28-like. NCBI's taxonomy places the organism in Eukaryota, Viridiplantae, Streptophyta, Magnoliopsida, Poales, Poaceae. The transcript is spliced from 3 exons. The coding region runs from base 226 to 2208 and encodes 660 amino acids. Gene Ontology annotation, molecular function: calmodulin binding. The record is from RefSeq and is a predicted model, not a curated record.